Gasterosteus aculeatus aculeatus (three-spined stickleback) is the source of this 3536-nucleotide messenger RNA. RefSeq names its product ubiquitin specific peptidase 12b (gene usp12b). Gene Ontology annotation, molecular function: cysteine-type deubiquitinase activity. The record is from RefSeq and is a predicted model, not a curated record. Gene Ontology annotation, biological process: protein deubiquitination. Gene Ontology annotation, cellular component: nucleus; cytosol. NCBI's taxonomy places the organism in Eukaryota, Metazoa, Chordata, Actinopteri, Perciformes, Gasterosteidae.
GUAGCAGCACCAGGGCAGAGGGGCGCACGGUACACGGCUCUCCCCGGAACUCUGCAGCCGCAGCGGCUCUGAUAAUUUCCACAUCGGGGGUUCGGUCCAACAUGGCGGCUUGCGGAUGGAAAUACUGAUGACAGUCCGAAAGAUCGCCUCGAUUUGUACGAUGGGCGCCAAUGCCUCUGCCUUGGAAAAGGAGAUUGGACCGGAACAGUUUCCCGUUAACGAACACUACUUCGGACUGGUCAACUUUGGAAACACCUGCUACUGCAACUCGGUGCUGCAGGCGCUCUACUUCUGUCGGCCCUUCAGGGAGAAGGUGUUGGCGUACAAGGUGCAGCCGCGGCGGAAGGAGUCCCUCCUCACCUGCUUGUCGGACCUUUUUAACAGCAUCGCCACGCAGAAGAAGAAAGUGGGGGUCAUCCCCCCCAAGAAGUUCAUCUCCCGGCUGAGAAAAGAAAACGAGCUGUUUGACAACUACAUGCAGCAGGACGCCCACGAGUUCCUCAACUACCUCCUGAACACCAUCGCCGACCUGCUGCAGGAGGAGAAGAGCCAGGAGCGCCAGCAGAACGGGAAGCUGCUGCAGAACGGAGGCGGCGGAGGGGGCGGCCCGGGGGGAGGAAGCGAGGGAGGAGGAGACGGGGAAGGAGGGAAGGAGACGCAGCAGACUUGGGUCCACGAGAUCUUCCAGGGAACGCUGACCAACGAGACGCGCUGCCUCAACUGCGAAGCCGUGAGCAGUAAAGACGAGGACUUCCUGGACCUCUCCGUGGACGUGGAGCAGAACACCUCCAUCACACACUGUCUCAGGGGCUUCAGCAACACGGAGACGCUAUGCAGUGAAUAUAAAUACUACUGUGAGCAGUGUCGCAGCAAACAGGAAGCCCAGAAGAGGAUGAGGGUGAAGAAGCUGCCGAUGAUCCUCGCCCUCCACCUGAAGCGCUUCAAAUACAUGGACCAGCUGCACCGCUACACCAAGCUGUCGUACCGCGUGGUCUUCCCCCUGGAGCUCCGCCUCUUCAACACGUCCGGGGACGCCACCAACCCCGACCGGAUGUACGACCUGGUGGCCGUCGUGGUUCACUGCGGCAGCGGUCCCAACCGAGGACACUACAUCACCAUCGUGAAGAGCCACGGCUUCUGGCUGCUGUUUGACGACGACAUCGUGGAGAAAAUCGACGCGCAGGCGAUCGAGGAGUUCUACGGCCUCACGUCGGACAUUUCCAAGAACUCUGAGUCGGGCUACAUCCUGUUCUACCAGUCCAGAGACUGAAGCCGCCGGCGGGGAGCCCCCACCAGACUGUCAGGGGCGGGGCGGGGGGGGGGGGCAGCCUCCUGGAUUGCGACCUAUCGCCCCCCUCCAGAAAGCACCUUAAAAAGAAUGGGCGGGGGGGGGGCAACAGCCGAGGCUGUUCUGGGACUUUGCAGAGCAACCGGUCGGCUGACCGAGACGUGGUCGUCACGGUAACCAUCACAGUCUUCUUUAGCCCCGCCCCCCCCUUUGUUAAAGAGUCCCGCCCUCCAUAUUAAAACUUUUUCAGCAAAGUAUGAAACAGAAAUCCAGAGGUUUUGGCGACGGGUCGGAUAGAGGGAGGAAGUUACGGAACAAAAAGCAACCGUACGUAACGUGAGAUAAAUGUUUUUAAUCAGGCUUUCGUGGGGACAAAUAUUUAGUACCUCCUUACGUUGGCCGUGACGCCACGUAGCGGCGUUGAUUUUCCACUUUAGUCGUUUUAACGCACAAACAAACCAAACGUAGUUGUUUUCACCUCUUCGAAGGACGUUCGCGAUGCUCCUCCCCACCGGGCUGCCCCGCGUCAACAAGCGAGCGCGCCCUGUCCUUCAGAGGCGUUGGAGUGGUCUUGGUCCAGUGUUCUCUGACUGUUGAAAUGUGAAGUGAAAGCGGCUGCUGCUGCUCCGCCUCUCAGGUUCUGGAGGUUGGUUACGUUUGACCGAAGCUGCUCCUUUUCUACCGAGACGACUCUUUUAAACAAAUACUUUACCCGGAACAAACGUUACAGAGGCCGGUUUGUAACCAAACUCAUGAACUGUCCCCUUUCUUCAAAGCAACGACAGCUAACAGCUAGUCGGCUAACCAGGUAGUUCGCUGUUAGCUGACUAGCGGUUAGCGGUUAGCGGUUUCUGGGCUCAGAGCGGGAGCAGCUUCAGAGGACACUCAGUCAACACUAAUGUUUUCCGGGGGUGUUGAUCCGCUUCCAUCUUUUCUUGAAGUAGUUUGCAGGUUUAUAACCGAAUCUCCGGACUCCUGUAAACGCUCCCCGAUGACGCGCUGAUGUUUUAGGUUUUUGACGUGGAGCGUUUUUCGCUUCCCUGUCGUACGAAUGACUGCAGACGCGCGUUGCUUCGGGGGGGUCAAAGGUCUCUGGAUGGGGGUGUAGCUGCUUCUAAUCUGACAAUGAGGUGCAGUUUCAUGGAAAAGUGUUGAAAAAAAAUAUUUAAAUACUUAAAAUAUUAACGUUAUCUUUUUUUAGACGUCUCACUUGUUUUUGAUAUAAUUCACUGAUUUUACUCGUCUGCCAUCUUUGGAUAUUGGGAGAUUAUUUUGGUUCAGUUGGUCGAGUAUGUGAUGAGAAAUCUCGACGUGUACAUAAAUACAGAUGUUAUUAUUGGAAUAUAAAUAAUUGCUUGCUUUGGAAGUUAUGCCUCAAAAUACUUUUUAUUGUGUUGAAGAAUCAAUACGCCUGGUGCUCAAAAAGCAACAAGCCCCACCCGCCUGGCGUACAGGGUCACAUAAAACAAACACCCCUAAGGCAAAUUACCUCAUACGUACUCUGUCGCACGUUAGUACACAGAAAAACUGACUGAUUCUUUGUGAUACAUUUAGUCUGAAGAAAACUACUGUGCAGAAGGUGACUGAGCAAACCUGUGUGCUGCUGUUAAAGCAAAGAUCCACUUUAAAGUACAGCAGCUUUGUUUUCCUUCUUUGUUCUGUCCCACUUUCAGUAACGCACCCAAUGAUGUGUAGAAAAGAGUUUAGUUUACUGUUAUCAUCCGUUGAGUCAUCGUGAGUUCCUAACUUACUUUGCUUUUUUUUUUUUACGAAACGUCUUAUUUUUGGACAGGAAGAAAAUCAAACUACAUAAAACCUAAAAAUAAUGAAUAUCAACUCAAAAAGCACUUUUACUUUGCACUUAACUCUGGCUCAUCGUGUUUCCUGUUGCUUUUGUCCAUGUCGUCUUCUGCAUGGACGAGACAUUCUCCAUGAAUGUCUCGUGUUAUUUUUUAGAACAGAAGCACAAAUUAUUUGAGAUGUUAAAAAGCUGAAGUCUUCAGGUGGAUUUUUCCUUCAACAGUCGUAGCCGUUCUGUCCUCUGGAGACGUCCCCUGCGUCCUCCUUCCUUCUCCGACUCACCAGGAAUGUAAAUGUUUUGAAUUGAAUGUGUCACUAACGAUACUUAACCUUUUUUAAAACGUGUGCAAAGAGACAGCAGCGCGGGCGACCAAGAGAAGACAGGUAUUUAUAUUAAAACGAUCAAAAGAGACAUUCAGAGAAUAAAAUUCAUAAAGUUUCAAUCUGA